AUGCCGGAGUCCGCGGAGGUCAUGCACCCCGAAUUUGCAGCCCACUUCUUAAUCUGGUUCCAACACAGUCGCCACCUGCUGCUUUCGUAUCACCUUUGGUGCCAAAGCACAUCGCAGCAUCUUUUCCUGCACUUCCAUCUCCAAUCAGAGCAACAGGUAAAAGGGGUCAGUCCGAGAGUCAGUGUGACCAAUCUUCUUGGCAGCUCUGACUCUGGUUGCACCUUCUACGCCUGCGACACCGAUAGUGGCAGAAGUUUCAUUGUUUACUCUGCAGCGCAGAUUAGUGCAUCUUCUUCCACAGCAGCCGCCCGUCAAUGUCCCAACCCCGGUCUCGUCCUCCGGGCCGUCAACUCCUUGCCAACUGACACCCUCCGUAUCUGUUCCCUCUUCCUGGACAUCGACCUCCGGCGUCCUUUCCCUUGA
Messenger RNA from Spirometra erinaceieuropaei, 423 nucleotides. The record is from the annotation of a GenBank genome assembly. Lineage: Eukaryota; Metazoa; Platyhelminthes; Cestoda; Diphyllobothriidea; Diphyllobothriidae.